Mesorhabditis spiculigera is the source of this 636-nucleotide messenger RNA. The record is from the annotation of a GenBank genome assembly. NCBI's taxonomy places the organism in Eukaryota, Metazoa, Nematoda, Chromadorea, Rhabditida, Rhabditidae.
AUGAUUCUUGCUACUGGUCUAAAACCCGAGGCGGUGCUGGUUGGGUUGUUGGGCUGGAUCGUGCCGUACUUAUUUUUGGCCAACUACCUCGAGCGCUCGUUAUUCCCAUUUCGAGCCUAUUGCUACACCCAAUCAGACUUAUUAUCGGAGAAGCACCAUUUGGAAAGCCUCGAACACUGCGUCGAUCGAUACCACUAUCCCAGGAAAGCAGAUCCAAGUUGUCGCCUAAACGUCGCCCCAGGUACCGUAAUCGAACCAAAGAUUGCCGGGAAGCCUAAGAGGCUCGCCGUAGUCCGCUCGGCCCCUAACGCCCCAGACUACCGUAAUUUCAUCCGGACCACCUGGAAAAAGGACUUUGUCGGAAUCCCCGUCGUUUUCUUGGUCGGACUACGCGAUGGGACGGACUUGCGCGCAGAAGCCGGGGAGUACCAAGACAUUUUGCAGUUCAAGUUCACCGACGGGUACUUUGUGCUCGGUUAUAAGAUGACAUCUACCUAUGAAUAUUUUCUACGGUUACUACCCGAUUUGGAGGAGAUUAUCGUGUUGAAUGAUGAUACCAUUGUUAAUGUGGAGGCACUUGAAAAGGUGGGUAAAUAUCAUCGUUUUUGUAUCAUUCGUCCAGAUUUCGGUUUCAUG